AUGGCAAAGAAACUGCAAAUGAGCGGAACUGAAGAAGAGAUGCGCGAGGUGGCCGGCAGAAUCUGCAGGAACUACCUGCACGGCGCGUGGAAAACCGUGAAGCCCACCGAGCUUGAAUUCAGACGGAUCAGCGGAGGCCUGUCCAACUUCCUCUACUACGUGGCGCUCCCAGAAGACUCCAGCAAGUUCGGCGGCUACACACAGCGCGAGAGUUCGCCCGAGGCGGAACUCGAAACGCCUGUGACCAGGUUUGCAGGAAGAACUAUGGUCAGGUCGAAUUCGUUCUCAAUCGAGGAGCCAAGGAAGGUUCUGCUGAGGAUAUACGGCCAAGUUCAUGGAGAGCGCGCAAUGGAUGCCAUAGUGACGGAAUCGGUCAUAUUCACUUUGCUCUCAGAGAGGCGGCUGGGCCCCAAGCUACACGGCGUGUUCUCUGGUGGCAGGAUCGAGGAGUACAUACCGGGAAGGUCUCUUCUCACAAAGGAGCUGUCAGAGCCGGCCUUGUCCAUGAAGAUUGCGGAGAAAAUGGCCGCCAUACAUUCAAUGGACGUGCCACUGUCGAAGGAACCCAACUGGAUGUGGAAGACCAUGGGCAAGUGGUUGAAGAUUGUCAGGGACGAGAGGUUGUCACAGAAUGCUGUGGGAAAGAACGAAGAAGAACAGGAUAUUAUAAAGCGACUGAAGACUGUUGACUUUGAGAAGGAGAUUGAGUGGCUGAAGAAGUUAAUUGCUACCGUCGACUCUCCGGUAGUCUUCUGUCACAAUGACUUGCAGGAAGGUAACAUCAUGCUCCUAGAAGACGUGGUCCAAAACACAACAGAGGAAGACGUAUCCCCAAUUUACUUGCAAUCCUACGACGGAACACCCCCCUCUAACAAGGAGAACAACCAUACGAAGGGCCGUUCCACGCCAUUGGUGGAGCCACUGUCGCAAUUUGACGACGCGAACACUUCCGACAGCAUCAUCAGCCACAUCUCCGACAGCGGGGAACCCAAGCUGGUCCUCAUCGACUUUGAGUACUGCGCCUACAAUUACAGAGGUUUCGAUAUCGCCAACCACUUCCAGGAGUGGGGUUACGACUACACCAACCCGGAGCACCCGUUUUACUACGACAACCAGGAGAACUGUCCCACGUUGGAACAGAAGGAGAUAUUCAUCAAGGAAUACCUGAAGCACUACUUCAUGAACAUGUCUGAUAGCAAGGAGCCGCAGGAACCCACGAUUGACGAUGUGAAUCAGCUGCUCAAUGAAGUUGAAGCGUUUGCACCGGCAAUUCACCUAUUUUGGAGUCUCUGGUCCAUCGUCAACGCUUCAAAGAGCCAAAUACCUUUUGGAUACUGGGAAUACGCCGUGUCAAGGAUAGAAACCUACCUUCGACUUAAACAAGAGAUCAUAAAAAAGGACAAAUACGGUUUUCCACAAAAAAGGAAAAUAUGUGAGGUCGAUAUAUGA
This is a messenger RNA of Parnassius apollo (apollo), 1449 nucleotides long. Lineage: Eukaryota; Metazoa; Arthropoda; Insecta; Lepidoptera; Papilionidae. The record is from the annotation of a GenBank genome assembly.